AUGCUUGAUGGCAGUUUGCAAAACAGUCCGAGACAGUUCAACGUUCGAUGGGAAGCAUCAUGGAUAAGUCCCAAUUCUGUUUGGUUGUAUGAACUGGCGGAACAAGUAGGCUGGACAAUAGAAACGAAACCGCCCGAUAGUACCAAGGUCUCGACCUUCAGCUGGCUUCGAGUCUUUCAGUUGUUUCAAAACGCAUUCCAAACUGGGACAAUUGUAUUGCCAAGGUAUUCAGUCAAGGGAAACACACGCUUCCGACUGAUACAGGACGGUUCAGCUACUCAAGCAGUAACUAUUAUCUUGGAAGAAUCCAUUGAUCUAGUGGAAGAAGCUGACUCUUUGAGGCUACAAAAUAGAGUUGUGGCACAAGAGUUUGCAAGCUGGCUGGAUGUAUCAAGGAAGCCACCUAUUGCUGAUGAAGUAGAUUGGGCUUCUAAGGUUCGACAGCGCAUCCUGACAAAUGUUCCAGGAGCGGGAGCUCUAGAUGUAGAUCCUAAUGAGGAUGAACCGGGAGUGCUUUAUACCUUCCUCAUCCUUUGCAUCACAUGCACUGGCAUCUUGUAUCAGACAAUUUCGGGAGAAAUGAUGGGAAGUCAAGGACAAGUGUCUGCCCAGUGCACUGAAGCAGAGCAAUUGGUCAUGGGAUCAGGCUACUUGACAGAGUGCUUCAUAAAUGGAAAUGGGCCGUUCCUAUGA
Cylindrotheca closterium is the source of this 693-nucleotide messenger RNA. NCBI's taxonomy places the organism in Eukaryota, Bacillariophyta, Bacillariophyceae, Bacillariales, Bacillariaceae. The record is from the annotation of a GenBank genome assembly.